UCUGAACCCAAACAGAUGGGUUAUUUACUUUUUGGUGGUGUUAUUGAUUUUGCUGUUUGUGCUGUUAUAAAAAGUCUCUUCUCUGUGAGCAGAGAGUCAUUUUCUUCAUAUUCAUUCAAAGCAGACGCUUCUGGUCAUGAUGAGGACCUCUGGGGUGUUUUUCCUCGCUGUCAGUUUCAUCACGUUUGGCUUUGGCCUCUCUCUUAAGUGUUACUCCUGCCCCGAUGGCAUCAUCAGUGCUUGUGAUGUCCAACAGGACUGUAACCAAGAUGAAGAUGGCUGCCUCAAACUCACCAGUGCUAAUAAGACCUACACUAGGUGUAUCAGAUACGCUGACUGUGACUUCAUGACUCUGGCCAACAGAUAUGUGCUCCCUAACUUCGAAUUCAACUGCUGUCAGUCUAAACUCUGCAACGGCCAAAAAAAGAGUUUCCUUCAGAGAUUAAAGGACAUUUUUAGUUAAAAAGAAAAAACUGUCUCAAGACCUGAUUUCAGUAUGUUGAUUCUCUGACAAUUGUUGAGCCACUGCUGAAGAUAAAACCAUAAAGUCAGAAGAUGUGCGCUCAGCUCACUUUGUGUGUCUUGUCUUUGUAAAGAAAGUCUACUUUGAAGUUCUGACACUAAAGGGUGUUGAUUUUUUAAAACGUGGUACAUCAUUCUAUCUGUGGCUUAUCUAACUGUAACAUCAAACUGCAAUGUUAAGGUUAAUAAAUCAUUUAUUACUUUAUAGGUCUGUUACGUGGACUCUAAACCCAAACAGAUGGGUUAUUUACUUUUUGGUGGUGUUAUUGAUUUUGCUGUUUGUGCUGUUAUACAAAGUCUCUUCUCCAU
Messenger RNA from Larimichthys crocea (large yellow croaker), 831 nucleotides. Its product is annotated as CD59 glycoprotein. The transcript is spliced from 4 exons. The record is from RefSeq and is a predicted model, not a curated record. Lineage: Eukaryota; Metazoa; Chordata; Actinopteri; Sciaenidae. Bases 137 to 463 code for a protein of 108 amino acids.